This is a messenger RNA of Dipodomys ordii (Ord's kangaroo rat), 3001 nucleotides long. RefSeq names its product sodium channel, non voltage gated 1 gamma subunit (gene Scnn1g). Lineage: Eukaryota; Metazoa; Chordata; Mammalia; Rodentia; Heteromyidae. Gene Ontology annotation, cellular component: membrane. The record is from RefSeq and is a predicted model, not a curated record. Bases 71 to 2029 code for a protein of 652 amino acids. The transcript is spliced from 13 exons. Gene Ontology annotation, biological process: sodium ion transmembrane transport. Gene Ontology annotation, molecular function: ligand-gated sodium channel activity.
AAGAGUCUCAGGGACUUUCUUGCACUUUCUUGGAGUGCCCUGACCACGUCUACGUCCCAUCCUUAACACCAUGGCUCCUGGAGAGAAGAUAAAAGCCAAAAUCAAGAAGAAUCUGCCCGUGAGAGGGCCCCAGGCCCCCACCAUCAAAGACCUGAUGCACUGGUACUGUAUGAACACCAAUACUCACGGCUGCCGCCGAAUCGUGGUGUCCCGGGGCCGCUUGCGACGUGGAUUGUGGAUUGUGUUCACGCUCACAGCCGUGGCUCUCAUCAUCUGGCAGUGUGCCCUCCUCGUGUUCUCUUUCUACACCGUCUCUGUGUCCAUCAAAGUCCACUUCCAGAAGCUGGACUUCCCCGCUGUGACCAUCUGCAAUAUCAACCCUUACAAGUACAGCGUUGUGCAUGACCUCCUGGCCGAUUUGGAAGGAGAGACCGAAGCUGCCUUGAAGUCUUUGUACGGCUUUGAAGAGGUGCAUCAUCGGAAGCGCCGGGAAGCGGGGGACUGGAGCUCAGCCUGGGCAGGCGGCCCACCCAAGUUCCUCAAGCACAUCCCUUUGCUCAUCUUCAACGAGAAUGAGAAGGACAAGGCCAGGGACUUUGUCACCGGCCGCAAGCGGAAGAUCAGUGGAAACAUCAUUCACAAGGCUUCCAACGUCAUACACGUCCAUGAGUCCAAGAAGGUGGUGGGGUUCCAGCUGUGUUCAAAUGACACCUUUGACUGUGCCACCUAUACCUUCAGCUCGGGCAUCAAUGCCAUCCAAGAGUGGUACAAGCUCCACUACAUGAACAUCAUGGCGCAGGUGCCUCUGGAGAAGAAAAUCAACAUGAGCUACUCCGCAGAGGAGCUGCUGGUCACCUGCUUCUUCGAUGGCAUGUCCUGUGAUGGCAGGAACUUCACGCUCUUCCAUCACCCCAUGUACGGGAACUGCUACACCUUCAACAACAGAGAGAACACCACCACCCUCAGCACCUCCAUGGGCGGCGGUGAGCAUGGGCUACAGGUGAUUCUGUACAUCAACGAGGAGGAAUACAACCCCUACCUGGUGUCCUCCACUGGAGCUAAAGUGCUGAUCCACCGGCAGAACGAGUACCCCUUCAUCGAAGACGUGGGGACAGAGAUCGAGACCGCGAUGUCAACCUCCAUAGGAAUGCACCUGACGGAGUCGUUCAAGCUGAGCGAACCCUACAGCCAGUGCACAGAGGACGGGAGUGACGUUCCGGUCAAGAACAUUUACAAGGCUGCUUAUUCCCUCCAGAUCUGCCUAUACUCAUGCUUCCAGACAAAAAUGGUAAAGAAGUGUGGAUGUGCUCAGUACAGCCAGCCUCUUCCUCCAGGCGCCAACUACUGCAAUUACCAACAACACCCCAACUGGAUGUAUUGCUACUACAAGCUGUACCAGGCUUUUGUCCGGGAAGAGCUGGGCUGCCAGUCGGUGUGCAGGGAAACCUGCAGCUUUAAGGAAUGGACCCUGACCACCAGCCUUGCCCGGUGGCCAUCUGAAGUCUCUGAGAAAUGGUUGCUGCCUGUUCUCAUCCGGGACCAAGGCCAGCAAAUAAACAAAAAGCUCAACAAGACUGACCUGGCCAAACUCUUGAUAUUCUACAAAGAUCUGAACCAGAGAUCCAUCAUGGAGAGUCCAGCCAACAGUAUCGAGAUGCUCCUGUCUAACUUUGGUGGCCAGCUGGGCCUCUGGAUGAGUUGCUCCGUCGUCUGCGUGAUCGAAAUCAUCGAGGUCUUCUUCAUCGAUUUCUUCUCCAUCAUUGCUCGCCGCCAGUGGCAGAAAGCCAAGGAGUGGUGGGCCCAGAAGCAGGCACCCUCCGGCUCUGAGACUGCAGCCAGCCAGCAGGGCCAGGACAACCCAGCCCUCGAUAUAGACAAUGAUUUGCCCACAUUUACCUCCGCCAUGCGCCUGCCUCCAGCCCCGGAUGCCCAGGUGCCGGGCACACCACCUCCCACAUACAACACCUUGCACUUGGAGAGAGCCUUUUCCCACCAGCUCACGGACACCCAGCUGCCUAGUGAAUCCUGAGGCAGGAUGGGACAAGACUGGGUGAUCAGGACCACCCACUGUAGGUGGGGGAGAGGGGUCUAAGGACUUAGCCCUGGUCCCCCCAAGCUGAGGGGGCCUCCUGAGAACCAGGUGGGCCCUGCUGGGCUCUGCCUAUCAUUCUCACAUGUGAUCAGGCCGAGAGGAGCGAGAGCCUGUGGUCCACACUGAGCAUGCCCAGGAGACUGAGGCUGAAGCAAUGGGUCUGGGGAGGGUCAGUCUUGGUGGAAGCCAAGCUGAGUGUUCUUCCUUAGGUCUGGAGAGAGAAGGAUGCUCUUAAACCCCAAGCUCAGGGCUUCCCCCACCUUCCUGGCCUAGGCUGGGGCUUCAAGAUAUGGCUUUAGGUAGCAAAUCUGGACACCCACUGCCUUACGCCGAAGACAGGAGGAGGCCUCGCCCCGGCCCUGGCCAUAGAGGUUGGGCAAUGAGCCCAGGGUCUGGGAGUGUGUUUUGGGAGGGGCACAACAGAGAGAGGUGUUCCACUCCGGGACUGUGGAGUUCACAGCUAAGAUGGUGACCUGGCAGAAGGGAUUCGUUCGAGGGCACAGCUGGACACACCUGCCAAGUGAUGUCUCCAUACCUCCCUCAGCUGCUUUUUCCACAGGCCAGCUCAGCACCACCCCAAAGCAGACCUCCCACGGCCGCCACCAAAGCCUUGCCCCUUCAACAAGCCACCGUGCAGAUAGCCCGCUUUGUGCCCUGUGGACACCUUUGACUUCAACCCCCUCCCAAAAGCUGGGGUGUUCUAAGCACUUAUGAAGACAAAGGGACAGCAAGGGACUGUCCACAGACUAAACCUUGUCCUUAUCCAUGAGCUAAAAAUGUGUGUGUGUAUGUGUGUGCGCAUGUGCAGCAUUGUUAAAUAGCUAACAAUACCUACUAAGCCAAAAGAGAAUAUUUGUGACUCAUGAAAAGGAUGUGAGAUUAAAGUGUCAGGGCCUAUAAAUAAAGUUU